UGCUGACCGGGAGGCUCCCCUGGACCCAGACGCGCAGAGUCGCCGAGGCUCCGCCUGCACUCUGCCGCCGCCGCGUCCCGGCGUCUCUUGCACCGCCCAGGGGAGCGAACUCCGAGCAUCUCCCGCUGCAGCCGCUCCUCGGUGCCGGGAACGUGGAAGCUGAGUGCGAGAAACCCCCAGACGGAAGCGCAGCCUCUUCCCGCCGCCAGGACCACCAUGACCCACUUCAACAAGGGCCCAUCCUAUGGGCUCUCGGCCGAAGUCAAGAACAAGAUUGCUUCCAAGUAUGACCAUCAGGCAGAAGAAGAUCUUCGCAACUGGAUAGAAGAGGUGACAGGCAUGAGCAUUGGCACCAACUUUCAGCUGGGCUUAAAAGAUGGCAUAAUCCUCUGCGAACUCAUAAACAAGCUACAGCCAGGCUCAGUGAAGAAGGUUAAUGAGUCUUCGCUAAACUGGCCUCAGUUGGAGAAUAUUGGCAACUUUAUUAAAGCUAUUCAGGCUUAUGGUAUGAAGCCACAUGAUAUAUUUGAAGCAAAUGAUCUUUUUGAGAAUGGAAACAUGACCCAGGUUCAGACGACACUGGUGGCUUUAGCAGGGCUGGCUAAAACAAAAGGAUUCCACACAACCAUUGACAUUGGAGUUAAGUAUGCAGAAAAGCAAACAAGACGUUUUGAUGAAGGAAAAUUAAAAGCUGGCCAAAGUGUGAUUGGUUUGCAGAUGGGAACCAACAAAUGUGCCAGCCAGGCAGGUAUGACAGCCUAUGGGACUAGGAGGCAUCUUUAUGAUCCCAAAAUGCAAACUGACAAACCUUUUGACCAGACCACGAUUAGCCUGCAGAUGGGCACCAAUAAAGGAGCCAGCCAGGCAGGGAUGUUAGCACCGGGUACCAGAAGAGACAUCUACGAUCAGAAACUAACAUUACAACCAGUGGACAACUCGACAAUUUCCCUACAGAUGGGUACCAACAAAGUCGCCUCCCAGAAAGGAAUGAGUGUGUACGGGCUUGGGCGGCAAGUAUAUGACCCCAAAUACUGUGCUGCUCCCACAGAACCUGUCAUUCACAAUGGAAGCCAAGGAACAGGAACGAACGGGUCGGAAAUCAGUGAUAGUGAUUAUCAGGCAGAAUACCCCGAUGAGUAUCAUGGCGAGUACCAAGAUGACUACCCCAGAGAUUACCAGUACGGUGACCAAGGCAUUGAUUAUUAAAUAGUCACACGAGGAGUUCAGUAUUUAGCCCAUUGUUUUUUAUUCACUGAGAAACAAGCUAGCCUUGAGUAAUUUUUAUCUUGUCUUCCUCAAACACUCUUAUGCUUAUUGUAUCUAAAAGAAAUAUUGCCUUACAUACAUUCCCUCUUCCUUUUCCUGCCUCUUCCCUAAAUAGUUGCCUUUUAGUGCUGUAACAGUUAAAUCCUACAGCAUAGCCAGUGACUCGCAUGCACAGUGAAAAGGAAUACUGUGAAAGGGGAGUACUGUGAGACAGCCAGUACCUUAAUGGAAGAUCUAUGCAUUUUUACAAUCUUCUACUUAAACUGGUAUUUUCAAACAAUAGAAAGUUUUUGGUUUUUUGGGUUUUUUUUUUUUCCAGUUUGGUAUCUGGUUUCUACACGGAAGACUAAUAAACUCGUGCUUAUAGUUAAAUGUGGUCUUUGCCAACUAAAUUUAAGAUGCAGCAUUUUAGAAAUUUACAUAGCAAUGUUUUUACAGUAUUGUUUUGCUGAUUUUUAAAUAAAGUCAUGAUCAGUGUGCA
Messenger RNA from Manis pentadactyla (Chinese pangolin), 1747 nucleotides. RefSeq names its product calponin 3 (gene CNN3). The record is from RefSeq and is a predicted model, not a curated record. Gene Ontology annotation, molecular function: actin binding. Gene Ontology annotation, biological process: actomyosin structure organization. The transcript has 7 exons. Bases 217 to 1206 code for a protein of 329 amino acids. NCBI's taxonomy places the organism in Eukaryota, Metazoa, Chordata, Mammalia, Pholidota, Manidae.